Paecilomyces variotii is the source of this 1059-nucleotide messenger RNA. RefSeq lists its product as hypothetical. The record is from RefSeq and is a predicted model, not a curated record. The coding region runs from base 98 to 943 and encodes 281 amino acids. The transcript has 4 exons. Lineage: Eukaryota; Fungi; Ascomycota; Eurotiomycetes; Eurotiales; Thermoascaceae.
ACUGACGCCUUGACGGUUGUAGUUCUGCUUGACAGGAUAUGUAAUUGACGUUAUCGUCGGAGCUGUUGAGGGCGGGUAUGGCGACCAUGUCUCGGAUAUGCCGCUUGACAAGUUGACAGUUGCCCUCAAAAUAUUCUUUGUGUCAGAAUGGCUCUGGGCGAUCGCGGUGGCUACCUUCCGUUUGGCCAUUAUUGCGCUCUACGUUGAAAUCUUCCAAAUAACUACCUUCUACUGGCCUAUUUCCUAUAACUGGGACCGAACGAUCCAUGGUGUUUGUGGAGAGGUCGUCUUAACUGAAUAUGCAUCAGCUGGGUUUAACAUGGGAAUCGACUUGUGGGUCGUCUCCUUGCCAUUGCCCAUGGUAUGGCGCCUGCACAUGGCAAACCGCAAGAAGUUGGGCGUCACGGGCACCUUCGCGCUAGGAAUUAUGUACGUAUUCUUUGCUGUCCUACUCGCACGAUGGACCGUCUGGAUUAAUCCCAAGCGAUACAGAACGGCGGGCAUCAACCUUGGCCGGGCGAUUCAGACCAAGGUCUGCCCUUCUGACGAUCUCACGUAUUGUGCGCGGGACAGCUCGAUUCUUGUCAUCGCCGAGAUGACCGCGGGGAUCCUUGUUGCUUGUGUUCCGACCUUUGGGUCAGUACUAUUCCGACGCAAAAAUGACAAGAGUUUACCGCGAUACGACGACGCACCCCCAACCAUUGGAUCAAAACGCCGCCGCGACCGACCUAUUCCACCGGGCGAGUUCUCGUUUGACGACGAUUUUGCGAUCAAAUCACCUGGGAUGCAAGGCCCAAACAAGAUAGGCCCAGGCGCGCACAUUGAGCCGGGUAAGCCGGGAGGCGGGCGAGGUCCCUGUGAAAUAGUCGUGACAAGGGACUUGGAUGUCUCGAGCAUAGACCUACAGCCGCUGACAAUGGAAAUCCCAAGAAGUUCAGUAUAGCGUGUAAAAAUGGGAAUGAUUCUUUUUCUUUUUUUCUGUCUUUCUUUUUUUCACCCCUGCUCUUGUGUUGUAUAUACUAUACUGUGCUGGUUCCAACAAUCAGAGACAGAUCCUGU